UGGCUCUCCGUCGGCAGUCUGCGUGCUAACAACCAGGCUCUGCGUGGCUCUUAUGGAAGUGGGUAGGCUAGACGGAAGGAUGCCCAGGGCAGGAGGCACGAACCACACUCAGCAUGCAAAGAGGGCGUGAGAGGAAGAGGCAGCUCGUUGAGCUCUCCUGCUUCAGUUCCACCAGAUGCCUUUGGUCAGACGUGCAAGAAAUUGCCUUUUUUUAAGAAUUAGAAGGCAAAGGCAAUGACAGCUUUAAUGUUAUGAAGGAACUGAGAAGAUCGGGACCUGUGCUGAGAUUUGCAGUGGAAAGACAUGACAUGAAUACUCUCAGUUUGCCACUUAACAUUCGCCGCGGAGGCUCUGACACCAAUCUCAACUUUGAUGUACCAGAUGGGGUCCUAGAGUUUCACAAAGUCAAACUCAGUGCAGAUAGCUUGAAACAGAAAAUCCUCAAGGUUACUGAACAAAUCAAAGUUGAACAAACAGCUCGAGAUGGAAAUGUGGCUGAGUAUUUGAAACUGGUAAACAGUGCAGACAAGCAACAGGCUGGGCGCAUCAAACAAGUCUUUGAGAAAAAGAACCAGAAAUCCGCCCACUCCAUUGCUCAGCUGCAGAAGAAAUUAGAACAGUAUCACAAAAAAUUGAAGGAUAUUGAACAAAAUGGAUCUUCCAAAAGCACUAAGGAUACUUCCAAAGAUAGCUUGAAGGAUAUUCAGCACGGAAAGCCUCGUACCUCCGGGCAUGGACCAGAGAGCAGCAAGUCGGGUGUGCCGGGUGUAUCCUUGACACCACCGGUCUUUGUUUUCAGCAAGUCAAGAGAGUUCGCAAAUCUGAUCCGAAACAAAUUUGGUAGUGCAGACAACAUUGCUCAUCUCAAAAACAGCCUGGAUGAAUUUCGGCCAGAAUCGAGUUCUAGAACCUAUGGGGGCAGUGCCACCAUUGUUGCCAAACCCAAAUACGUUAGCGAUGAUGAAUGCUCAAGUGGGACCUCUGGCUCAGCAGACAGUAAUGGGAACACUUCAUUUGGUCCUGCUGUGGCAGGCUCCCUGGACAGCCAAGGAAAGCUCUCCAUGAUUUUGGAGGAACUAAGGGAAAUCAAGGAAACACAGUCCCAAUUAGCUGAUGAUAUCGAGAAUUUAAAAACACAAUUUAAAAGAGACUAUGGCUUUAUUUCUCAAAUGUUGCAGGAGGAAAGAUAUAGAUACGAAAGAUUGGAAGACCAGUUAAAUGACCUCACUGAUCUUCAUCAACAUGAGACAGCAAACUUGAAACAAGAGCUAGCCAGCAUAGAGGAAAAAGUGGCGUAUCAAGCAUAUGAGCGAUCACGAGAUGUUCAGGAAGCCUUGGAAUCGUGCCAGACCCGUGUUUCGAAGCUGGAGCUUCAUCAGCAAGAACAGCAGGCACAGCAAUCCGAAACAGUUAAUGCCAAAGUGCUCCUGGGGAAAUGUAUAAAUGUUAUCUUGGCCUUCAUGACUGUCAUCUUAGUGUGUGUUUCUACUAUUGCAAAGUUCAUUGCUCCUAUGAUGAAGAGCCGUUUUCAUAUCAUCUGCACUUUUUUCGCAGUGACGCUGCUGGCAAUAUUUUGUAAGAACUGGGAUCAUAUCAUUUGCGCCAUAGAAAGGAUGAUUAUACCAAGAUGAAGCUGCUGGUCUGGCUGUUCUGUUUUUCUUUUCCUCCCUAUUUUCAAGUGCUGUGUAUAUACGAGUUUUUGUCAGUUUAAAUGUGCAGACUGCAUGAAGAAGGCUACAAAGACUCUUGGACUUUAAGGGGGUGUAAAUACAUAAAUGCGUACUAGUUGGCAGUCAGUAGUCUGUUCAGUCAGAUCGUGUCUAAUUGGGUAUGUCUGUGAUGAACUGCUUGCUUAUGUCAGUUUUCUGCCUUAAUCCCACUGUUUUUCCACUUUACAAACCUACACCCACAAAAGAUGGUAGGAUUCUUUGAGAGGGAUCCAAGAAACUGUAAGUGUAAGGUGUGCUUUUUAUUGGACUGGAGUGCAAGGAGUGUGAUGAGGAGGGAGUACAUCAUGAUGUGUAUCACCUAUAUUAGGCAAAUUAUCGCUUUGAAUCCAGCUAGGAUGAUAACUAGAAUUAUACAGUCAGAUGUAUUAAUAGUUUCAGAUUCUAAAUUAAUGGGUAACUGUAUAUGGGGUUUUCAGGACCAGCAAAACUGGAUGCUUCUGCUAGUAACCCUUUGCAAGAAGAGUUUAUUGUUCAAAAGUUAGACCACUGAUGACUAGUGACCACAGUUAGCAGUUGUUCUAUCCUGGCACUGUUCCUUAUCACACUCAAGGAAAACGUAAGUGCAGCAUAAAGCUUCCAAAGAUGAAAACUGAAUUGAAUGACAAGAUCUCCAGGCCACUUCAAAAGGGAGCAAAGGAGCAAGUAACUGGUGGGUGUGUUGUCACGCAGACCAGAGUGCUCGCUUGCUUCAAGCAUUGCAACCUGCAAGGAGGAGGAGGAGUUAAACACAAAGGCAACACUUAAGUUAACCUUUAUUAGCACUGAAUUGUUGGGAUUCUCUAACAGAAUGGAAAGCAGAUAGGUGGUGGGACUCUGGGUACGGUGGAAUUUUUUAUGUCAGAUUAAAGCAUGCAGAAGUAUGAGGGAACACAUCCUUAGGGGAGCAGGGAGUUAAACUUCUGUAAAUAUACAAACACUGUGCAGACUCUCUUGACAAACAUUCCUGAAAUAAUGUAUUAGCAUACACUACCACUACUAGGAGAAUAGGUGGUCUUGUUUUCCUACUAGAACUUAUUUUAAGAACUGCAGAAAAAAAUCCCUGAAGUCCUCUGCUUGGCUCUCAGUCAUGAUGUGAAACAAUCUUUAAUAAAAGAAAUAAAUGAGAAUUCUCCUCCACUCUGUAUUAAAUGGAAAAAAAAAGUCUCUCUCGUUAUUUGGGGUUCAAUGUUACUUUUAAAUUAACUGUCAUGAUGGAUUAUUUUUUUUUAUUUGUAGUAUUUGUUAAGCUGGUUUUACAGGAAGGGGAAAGGGGAUUAUUUGAUGUGGGGGGGUUGCUUUUUUUUUUUUUAAUUGCAAUAGUUGGUGUAGGGAUUCAGAAAUCCUUUAUACUGAGGAAGGGGAAUAGGGAGGGGAGGCAAGGGAAGAACUUUUGACCUUUUACCACUAUUGGAUUAACAGUGACUACAGUUACCUUUUGUGGCUUCAGGGACUGAAGAAAGGACAGAAUUAACUGCGUAAAUAAUUAUAUGACUCAGCAUUUAGAAAAUUAAAUUAAAACACUGUAAAGGUCAUUAAAGAAUUAUGUGUGCACUGCAGCUUUGAACACAGAGAUCAGGAAGGAUUGUGCCUGGCCUGCAGGCACCGGAAGGCGAUCAGCUCAGGCACACCCUUGUUAUCCUGACCCAGCACUGCCCCAUCUUCGGAGGAAGGUGGAGGGGAAGGCAAAAGUCCUGCUGCAAGUGGUAUCAUGGGAUAAAGCCCAAACUCACCAGUAGCCUUUUCCGUGGCUGUGUCAGGAAGAAUUAUUGUAUAGAUACGUUCUUUUCUUCCUUAAUCUUUUUUUUCUCCUCUCUGUCUUUACCCCCUGUAUUCCUAGUAUCCUUUGAAGAUGGCAAUAGCUAUUGUAGUAUGCUUAACGUUCUCUGUCUUAACUCUUGCAUGUGCUCCUGCUGCUGCUUGGUUCAGGAAGACCUUUCUUCCCGUGUGCUUAGCCCGUUUUGGCACUGUGUGCAUGCCUAGCAACAGGCCUGCACCCCCACCUUCCCAGUAUCUGCACUUGGCCUCCUUUUCUAGCCAGCUGGUAAACUAAGAUUCCUUCCCUGAUACAACUCUCAAACUUAUCCUCACAGGAAAGUCUGUUCCAUAAUGCUGAAGAGAGUGAAAGGAAAAAAAUACACAUUUUUUCUGUCCUUCACAUCACAAGGAAGGAUUUCCCUUGGUUUCUUUAUAUGCCCUUUAAGUGACCUGAGAUCCUCUUGGUCUUUUCUACUGUUUUAAUAUAAUUUGUUCCCAUUUUCAUUUUUUAAGAGGCAUAUAAUCUCUUUUUAGUUUGUACUUUCCAUUUCUUUAGCUAAUGAAUGCGCUUCUAUUCAAAUUCAGAGUCCAUUGUUUCUAAAGUCUUCUUGCUAAAUUCCACCAGCUAUUUCACUAAUAAUCCCUAAGACUGAUUUUUUUCCUCAUUUCCUGAGGCCACAAGAUUUUUUUUAUUUAAAAAAAAAAAACACAAACAGUUGUGGGAGUGAUCAUCAGAAAUCCGUGACUCUGUAGUGCUCUCUUGCCAUCUUUAUUAUAAUCUCCAUUCUUCUACUUUGUUUGCACAGCCCCCUUCUGGUUUGGCCACUCAAGAACGCGCAGUUUGUCUAGCAUUUUGUUACGUGGGUUCAGAAGGGUAUGCGGGCAAGAAAGGUAUGUUAAUUUUACUUGAGAAAAGCUCCUUUGCCUGUUGCAUGAUCAAAUGUUUAAAGAGAGAAUCCUCACAGUGCUAGUGUACAUAGUUAAAAACGUAAUGUCAGGUAGUCGUCAAUUCUCUUAUGUCACAGGAAGUUGGUGUGGUACAGCCUGGGAGCGUGAAGGCUUCUGCUCCAAGGUCAUCCUGUUACAAUGCCGAAAGAUGUCCUCAGUGCAAAAUGAAGGUAGAACAUAAAAUCAAUGGGCCUCUGAAAGAUUGCUUUCUGCCCUGAUAAAAUCUGACUGGGUCCAAAUUGGAAACAGAAAGGCCUUGCAUUUCUGUAUUGGCUUUUAUCUGGCAGAGGACACAGAGAAAGCUGUAAACUCUGAGUAAUGUUACUUAUGCAAAUUAAACCUUAACUGGUAAAUGGGCACAGCACUUCGCUAGGUUAUUUUCCAUGCUGUAUUUAAAUCACUGGUUGAUAUGACAUGCAUCAAGAAAUUAAGAUGUGAAGGGCAAAAGCCUGCCUUUGGGUGAAACUACUGUAGUUGUGCACGCAGAAAGGCUGCAGGGCCAGGACCUCCGCCAAGCUCGUUCCCACCUGAAGGGGAGGGAGAUCUCCCCUCCUGGCUUCACCCAUUUCUUACCUUGUGCUGACACGGGUGUGUGUUGCAGCCUUCCCUGUGUUGCGUUGGCUCACUGGGCUGGCAGAAAACUGAACCAGCGGAAGAGGAGGUAGUUCUCCACCAUACCAGAGACUUGAAGGGGCUGAGGGAAAGGUCUCAGAUGUGCCAGCGCUGGCAGAGGAAGCAGGGACAAAGAAGAUGAGCUGUUUUCCUUUUUUGCUUCAGUGAAUCAUUAGCUGCCCCUGAAACUGUGCUCUAGGCAGCUUCCCUAGCAGAAUGAUAGCACAGCUUCAGCACCGAAGGCUCUUCCUACCUUUUGCCUACGUGGAACAGACACAAACAGCAGCAGGACUGGGUAGCGCAGGCUCACUGGCUGUCUCGGUAUCCAGCAUCAAGAGCAGGCUGAUGGCCAGGCCGCUGACUUCAGUAUCAGCAUCACUUCCACUGCUUGGGCUGCGAUUUCACGAGCGUGCCUACCUGGACUGCGGUCAGAACUCUGCUUGCUGUGAACGUAUGCUCAGGCCAUUCUGAACAGUCGCAAGAUCUCUAUUAAUGAGAACUUUAACUUCUCCAUCAAUUAACCAUGUCUGGUUGGGAUAGUGUUUGCUUUUAUGGUCUCCUACAACACCUCAGGUGUUGUUCUUAGUAUGCUUGUUGCACUUAACUCAUCGUGAGCCUCUAAAACACACCCACUCAACCAAAAAUUACAAGUGUCUUCUCUGUUUGAUACUGCCUGGUAAUGAAUUAUUUCUCUUCUCUUUGUUCUCUCACUAAAAAGUCCUUCAGUUAAUAUUAAUACCUGACCUAUUGGCAUUUGGCAGCUUUUUUGCUUAGAAGCUUCUGGAGACUUAGUUUCUCAUGAAGGUUGGCACAAUUUUCCUGAUCUCUCCUAUCUAGGUCUAAAGCAGGGGUUCCUCUGAAACCUGUGUAAUGGCUCCCUCCACUAGCUUUAACUCUAACUCCCUUACUGUUGUACAUUGAAUUAGUCACUGUCAACACUGAAUGAGACCCAGUUUAAAUUCCUUCUCAUUUCUGGUUUACCUUAUGUGCAUUGGUACAACUUCCCAUUUUGCUACAGUCCUAGGAUGUCUCCUUGUUCUGAAUUCUGAAAAGAGCCCUGUCAAAUAUGACUAUUUUCUGCUUUAACAUCAAAAUGCCUGUGUUAUGCAGUGCAUCUGCACAGGAACGUCACGUGUAGACCUGAUAUCUGUGCUGUAUGAAGGAUAUUUAAAAGCCAAUGUUUUUCUUUGUACAAAAUCGUGAAUGCUUAUCUGGGGACUAGAAAAUAAUAGAUGAACACAACUUGCUCUAGCAAAGAUACAAGAUCCAGUGACUAGUCUAGUGUCUAGUUGAAGCUAGACAAAUCUAAUGCAAGUACAAGCUUCAGUUUAGUAAUCAUAAGGGUUGUGAGCGUAUUAUUAGCUACAGAAUAAACAAGGACUUGAAAAUUUUAGGCUAAAGUUGAACGAUGUUGUUCAAAGAGGAAUCAGUCCAGGCUUAUGCCUGAUCCAAAGUCAAUUGUAUAAUCACAGGCAGUGCUUUCUGGAGUUGCAUUCUAUGAACAAGAAACUUUUUUUGGGGUGGGGGUGUUGUAAGAUUGUGGUUCAUUUAGUUGGCAUGGAAUUUUGAAAGCCAAACCCAUUUCCAUCGUGAUAUAGACAUUUUAUUUCUGGAUUCAGUGGUACAGCAGAAGGUAAACACAGAUUAAUGUAAUUAAACACUUUAAUUUGGAUAACAGAAUUUAAUCUCUUCAGAAAGUCCAUCUAGGAAUAGCAGUCAGACAAGUUUGCUCAACUCUUUAUUAAUCAAGCAAAUAUCUGUCAAUUGUCUGUUUGUUUCCAUUUACCAUCAUGCCAGAACAUGUCCUUUGAUUAAUUAUAUUGCUCCCUUUAAAAA
Cygnus olor (mute swan) is the source of this 6860-nucleotide messenger RNA. It is a transcript of the gene TMCC3, whose product is annotated as transmembrane and coiled-coil domain family 3. Lineage: Eukaryota; Metazoa; Chordata; Aves; Anseriformes; Anatidae. The transcript has 4 exons. The coding region runs from base 252 to 1631 and encodes 459 amino acids. Gene Ontology annotation, cellular component: endomembrane system. The record is from RefSeq and is a predicted model, not a curated record.